Messenger RNA from Erigeron canadensis, 1213 nucleotides. Its product is annotated as ATP-dependent RNA helicase drs1-like. Lineage: Eukaryota; Viridiplantae; Streptophyta; Magnoliopsida; Asterales; Asteraceae. The record is from RefSeq and is a predicted model, not a curated record. The coding region runs from base 57 to 953 and encodes 298 amino acids. The transcript is spliced from 5 exons.
GAAAACACAACAUCAAUAAACAAACAGUCUCCUACUUCAAUAAAGUAUAAAAAUCAAUGGGGAAGAAGAAAAACAAUGAAAGCAAGCAAGACGACCCACAACCACACAAAGAAAUGGAAGGCAAAUUCUUGUUAGGAAAACCCAAGUUCAAGAAACUCGAAAACGGCCGCUACAAAUGCGUGGAAACCGGCCACGAAGUGCCGGCGGAUGGCAAAGAGUCAUACGCUCAGACCAAACACUGCAGGAUUGGGCUUAUUGAUUCAGCUCUGGCUCGUAAUAAACCUCCUCUUAAUAUGUUCAAUCAAGACCCCCUUUGCCGGUCUAAGUUGAUAUGUAAGCUGACUGGGGAUACUGUGAAUAAGAUUGAAGAGCAUAUUUGGAAGCAUAUCAAUGGAAAACGGUUCCUUCACAUGUUAGAGAAACAGGAAGCUGAAGCUGCCAAAGAAGUAUCAAAUGGUAUGGUGGAAGGUGACGGGGAGGAGAAACCAGAAGAAGCUGCUUCAAAGAGCGAUGGAGACGGUUCUAAGAAGAAAAAGAAGAAGGAUAAGAAGAACAAGAACAAGAACAAGAAGAAAAUGGAGGAGGAGAAUGAUGCAAGUAUGAUCAUUUCAGAAGUCAGAGAUCCAGCAGAGAAAGAUAAUGACGCAGAGGAAGAAGAGUUCUGGAUGCCUCCAGUUGGAGAUCGUUGGGACUUUGAUGUUGGGAAAGAUCGUUGGGGUUCUGAUUUAGAAUCAGAUGAUGAUUUAGAAGACGAUGAUUUAGUAAACGAUGAUGCAGAUGGUGCAAAUGAUGCAAAUGAAGCAAAUGAAGCAGGCUACUUAUCUUUAGAUGCUGCUGAUGAAGAAAAUAAUGAGACACAGGAGCUUUCUAAAAGGACAAAGAGAAUGUCGAUAGAAGUGGAACCAAGUGAGUUAGCAUCAAAGAAGAAGAAGAAAAAGAUCGAAUCGACUUGAUAUAUCUCCAAAGAUGAGCUAUUUGCUGAAAGUUGCAGUUUUGUGUAGCCCUUAAAAUGUGAUCUGUGGUCCUGAGUAUGUGUUUUUUUACUUAGAACUUUAAGGUAGCUGUUUUUCUAGUUGAGUUGAUUGUUUGUAAGCAAAUGCUUAAUAUGUUCUGUAUGGAAAGGCAGUAGCUUCCGUCAAUUCUUGGUACAUUUACAAACUCUUGCUAGUUAAUACUAUAAGAUUCUGCUUCAGUUUUAAGUUUUUUUUUUAUA